ACCGUCAUUAUCAUUGUUAAUUAUAUAAUUAAAUAUGGCAGACUACUUAAGAUACUUCGCUGAUGUGUUCGAGGGUGACGUCGAGCUGGGAGUAUUCGAUUAUUUUUUCCAGAAACACUUCGACAUUGUACUUUCGAACUUCGAUAUAGAAAUUGCCGACUACAAACUUAAGUACCUAAAUAAGGGUUAUUCGUUGCAAACUGUUGACGACAUGGUAGAAACGAAUGUCAGAGAUCAUUACAUCAGAACAAUCUGGCCGUAUCAACGAAACCUACUUGGUUAUUUAAUUAUGGUCUGCAACAAACAAACUCUAGCAUUGGACGGAUAUAUUUUUCAAAGACUAUUUGAAGGAGAAAGUCGUGAAAAAGCAUUCACUGGUGUGAUGGCCAUACUUACGGUGUAUUUCAACACAGAAAUUUGGCCUGAGCUGAAAAACUACUUGAAAAAACCGGCAAUAAUUUGUACAAGAGUAUUGGGAACCAAAAAAUGUUUUGUAGAAUCGUGUGUGAAAGUCGCGGGAUUCAACUGGGGACGCGUAUAUCUUUUAACCGGACAUACACAUUAUCCUUGUUCUUGGAAUGGAGGCCAGCACAAUAAGAGGCUUUACGACAGACAAAUGGGCUACAUGAGAAAAGGUUCAUUUGACAAAACAUAA
Molecule: messenger RNA, 655 nt
Organism: Aethina tumida (small hive beetle)
Lineage: Eukaryota; Metazoa; Arthropoda; Insecta; Coleoptera; Nitidulidae
Exons: 4
Coding region: 35-655 (206 amino acids)
Source: RefSeq, a predicted model, not a curated record